GAGGCGGCUCCAGGGGUCGCAGCAGGGAGGUGGGUGGGAAGGCGAGAUGGGCGGUGAAGAGGCCUGGCCCCGCGGAGGAGGCGGGCUGAGACUUGCCGGGGACGAGAAGGGGCCGGAAGGGGGUGGCCGCCGGUCCGGCCCCGCCCCGGGGCCGCCUCCUCGCGGGUUCCGUUGGCUGCGGCGGCAGCUGAGGCUCUGGCGGCAGUGGCCGCCGGGCGGGCGUAAGAUGGCGACAGCGGCGGCGGGAGCCCUGGGCCUGCUAUGGGGCUGGCUUUGGAGCGAACGCUUCUGGCUGCCUCAGAACGUGAGCUGGGCCGACUUUGAGGGGGCGGGCGACGGCUACGGCUACCCGCGGGCGCGGCACAUCCUCUCGGUGUUCCCACUGGCGGCGGGCAUAUUCUCCGUGCGGCUGCUCUUCGAGCGGUUUAUUGCCAAACCCUGUGCACUCCAUGUUGGCAUCCAGGAUAGUGGUCCUUAUCCCAAUGCCAUUCUUGAAAAGGUGUUCUUAUCUAUUACCAAGUAUCCUGAUGAGAAGAGGCUGGAGGGCCUGUCAAAGCAACUGGACUGGGAUGUCCGAAAGAUCCAAUGCUGGUUUCGUCAUCGGAGGAAUCAGGACAAGCCUCCAACCCUCACAAAGUUCUGUGAAAGCAUGUGGAGAUUCACUUUCUAUUUAUGUAUAUUCUGCUACGGAAUUAAUUUUCUCUGGUCGUCACCUUGGUUCUGGGACAUCCGGCAGUGCUGGCAUAGCUAUCCAUUUCAGCCUCUCACAAGUGGGCUUUAUUACUAUUAUAUCAUGGAACUGGCCUUUUAUUGGUCCCUUAUGUUUUCUCAGUUUAUAGACAUUAAACGAAAGGACUUCCUCAUCAUGUUUGUGCAUCACUUGGCCACCAUUGGGCUCAUCACCUUCUCCUACAUCAACAACAUGGUACGGGUGGGAACUCUGGUCAUGUGUUUACAUGAUGCCUCAGACUUCUUGCUGGAGGCAGCCAAACUGGCCAAUUAUGCCAAAUACCAGCGUCUCUGUGACACCCUUUUUGUGAUCUUCAGUGCUGUUUUUGUGGUCACUCGUCUAGGAAUCUACCCAUUCUGGAUUCUGAACACGACCUUCUUUGAGAGUUGGGAGAUAAUCGGGCCUUAUCCCUCCUGGUGGCUCUUCAAUGGCCUUCUCCUGAUCCUGCAGGUUCUACAUGUCAUCUGGUCCUACCUAAUUGUGCGGAUUGCUUUCAAAGCUUUGAUCCGAGGAAAGGUGUCUAAGGAUGACCGCAGUGAUGUGGAAAGCAGCUCAGAGGAAGAAGAUGUGGCUACCAACACAAGAAGCGCCUGUGGCAGCAGCUCCAGCAAUGGCGCCAAUCGGGUGAAUGGUCACAUGGGAAGCAGCUACUGGGCUGAAGAGUAAGGUGGUUGGUAUGGGGACUACAGCACACACGGACUCGUAGGGCCACUGGCCACCUGCUCCUCUUGGGCCUCCCCACUUCUACACGCAUGUGACUAGGGGGUCUGCAGGGCAUUGAGGAGAAUCAAAGAAGCAAAUAUUUUCACUUUAAAAAAAAAAAAACUCUGCCAUUUUGUAUUUAAUAGCCUCCAGGUUCUUUCAGUAAUGUUAUUUGCUGUGUGUGUGUCUGUGUGUGUGUGUGUGUGUGUGUGUGUGUGUGUGUGUGUACGCACCGUGCACGUGUAUGUGUGUGUGCAUAUGCGUUUGUGCAUGUGCACGGGUUUCAUUGCCUGGGUUGGGGCACAGUUCUAGACAGGAGCCACUAGGCCUUGCGCCCCCUUUGAACCCACCUCAAUCCCAGAUUUGGCUGCAUCUUGGAUAAUGUUGGCUCUGGACUGUCCCCUCCCUCGUUGUCCGUGGCUGUCGGAGCUCUGGCCAUCUGAACAGAACCAUAAAGUUCCGCUCCAGGUUCCUGCACUGUUACUCCUUGGAGCUGGAAUCUUUCACAUGAAGGUGUACAGAAACAGACAGCCAUGGACGGGACGCCCAAGACGUUUGUGGCCCCUAGCUAGAUUCCCUUCCUACCACCUGGUAGUCACAAGGACAGCCGCUGAUGCCCUGCUCUUUACUAAAUGGUACGCAGGGAGGGGGGGUGGCAGAGGGUGCGCGGAGGGCUGGAGGAGGACAAGAGCCACUGAGUGAGCCGUUAACGGUUUAUACUAUUGUUUACUCUUCUGUGAUUAAAAGUGCUUCAACCCUCCUCUCCUGUCUCAACCUCUUUAGUGACUCUGUCCCCAAUUCCCUGAAUCCAUAAGCUAAGUAAGAAAAUUUUCAGGUCUGAUUUGAAGGUUCUUGGACACCCAGUUGUUCCUUUCUGUGCAUGCUGGGGAAAGAAUGCCUAUGUUCUAUGGCUUUAUGUGUUAAGAAAAAAUAAACAUGCAUAGUAGUCGCAAAAAA
This is a messenger RNA of Ailuropoda melanoleuca (giant panda), 2389 nucleotides long. It is a transcript of the gene CERS5, whose product is annotated as ceramide synthase 5. Gene Ontology annotation, molecular function: DNA binding; sphingosine N-acyltransferase activity. The transcript is spliced from 10 exons. NCBI's taxonomy places the organism in Eukaryota, Metazoa, Chordata, Mammalia, Carnivora, Ursidae. Gene Ontology annotation, cellular component: membrane. Gene Ontology annotation, biological process: ceramide biosynthetic process. The record is from RefSeq and is a predicted model, not a curated record. The coding region runs from base 47 to 1396 and encodes 449 amino acids.